GAUUAACUAAAUGGAGGCCUAUAAAGCUCCUGUGUAAUCUGCACACUGCACACAAAUUCAGAGCACCAGCUACUGUCUUUGCUCACACUUUCAGACUGUUUUGGAGCCACAUGAACCACAUUUAGUUCAGCUUGCUGAGGCGUUUUACAGUUUUUGGAUUUAAAUCAGAUUCAGAGCAGCAGUUUUUGUUCAAAUCGGCAGUUUAGAGGAGCAAAAAAGAGAAAAUCAUGAAAAAAGAAAAGCAGGUGAGCAAUAACAAUGAGCCUCCCAGCUAUCAGGAAGCAACAGCAGGCUAUGAUGAGAUGGAGGCCCAGUUUUCCUGGGAUGACAAAACCAUCAGGCGGACUUUCAUCAGAAAGGUUUACGCCAUCCUCAUGCUUCAGCUGUUUGUCACCGUUGGAAUCGUCUGUCUCUUCACAUUUUGCGCACCUAUGAGGUUUUACAUUCAGACUCAUCCUGGUUUGUACAUGGCAUCUUAUAUGAUGUUUUUUGCCACCUACAUCGCUCUGUCCUGCUGUGGAAACUUGAGGAGGCAGUUUCCCUGGAAUGCCAUUCUGUUAGUUCUUUUUACUUUGAGCAUGGCCUUCAUGAUGGGGUUUGUGUCCAGCUUCUACAACACCAAAUCGGUGCUGCUGUGUCUGGGGAUCACAGCUCUGGUGUGUCUUUCCGUCACCAUCUUCAGCUUCCAGAGCAAAGUUGACGUCACAUCCUGCCAGGGGGUUCUGUUUUCUCUGUGCAUGGUCAUGCUUCUCUGUGCCAUCACCAUCUCCAUUGUCGUCCCAUUCGGUUAUGUUCCUUGGUUACAUGCUAUCUAUGCUGUGGUAGGAGCCAUCCUCUUUACCCUGUUCUUGGCUUUUGACACCCAGCUGCUGUUAGGAAACAAGCGAUAUGCUAUAAGCCCAGAGGAAUAUAUUUUUGCCACCCUCAGCCUCUACCUGGACAUUAUUUACCUGUUCAGCUUCCUGCUGCAGCUCACAGGAGGAGGCCGUGACUGAAGUGACUGUGCCACUGCUAAAUGUGGACUCCUAACAAACUCAACAACCAGCUUGAGUUGACCCCCUUAAGUACAAAGACACUCUUUACAAUCCCGAUGCUAGUUAUGUCAUUGUGCAGCCACACACCUGCCUAAUAUCAUUCAGUAUUUGUCUACUGCGUCCUGUCCAUCUCUGUUUAAACAUUGGUGAAAUGCUCCGCGAGAUCCACUUUGAACAUGUCGUCAUUCAGUGUCAGUAGACCCAGAAGUGGAUCAGAGCAUCUACAAAAAGAGUUGGGAACAAUCAGCAUCAUUGAGCCAUAAAACUGAGAUUCAGGAACUCUGCAGUUUCAAAGUCAGCAGAGUUGAGUUUGCUAAAUAAAAAAGAUUAAAAAAAACAAAGCAUUAAAUAACUUUUUUACUUUUCAGUGUUUUGCAAGCGUGUACUGUAUUUGUCCAAGACAUUCUUAAACAAACUUUUUGGGGGUAAAUAUUUGAUAUGUGAAACCUGAACUUGGAUAUUUCCACUGACUUAAAGUGAACAUUGAUCACAAAGGGAAAUUAUACACAGAGCAGGAUGCAGUACAUUUAUGUUAUUAGAGAUUUAUUUAAAUGUCUUUUGUGGAUUGAUUGUGGCCUUGUAGGCGUGGUAGAAAAAUGAUUUCACAUUAACAAGUUUUCCGUGCACUAGAAACGUUGUGAGACAGUUAUUUACUUUUAAGACAAACAGCUAUGUACAUUUAUUUCUGACACUGCAAUUAAAGUGACUUGUG
Cololabis saira (Pacific saury) is the source of this 1746-nucleotide messenger RNA. RefSeq names its product Fas apoptotic inhibitory molecule 2b (gene faim2b). Gene Ontology annotation, cellular component: endoplasmic reticulum; Golgi apparatus; membrane. The coding region runs from base 228 to 995 and encodes 255 amino acids. The transcript has 12 exons. Gene Ontology annotation, biological process: negative regulation of apoptotic signaling pathway. NCBI's taxonomy places the organism in Eukaryota, Metazoa, Chordata, Actinopteri, Beloniformes, Belonidae. The record is from RefSeq and is a predicted model, not a curated record.